This is a messenger RNA of Asparagus officinalis (garden asparagus), 2984 nucleotides long. RefSeq names its product protein transport protein sec23-like. The record is from RefSeq and is a predicted model, not a curated record. Gene Ontology annotation, molecular function: zinc ion binding; GTPase activator activity. Gene Ontology annotation, cellular component: COPII vesicle coat; endoplasmic reticulum exit site. Gene Ontology annotation, biological process: COPII-coated vesicle budding; intracellular protein transport; endoplasmic reticulum to Golgi vesicle-mediated transport. NCBI's taxonomy places the organism in Eukaryota, Viridiplantae, Streptophyta, Magnoliopsida, Asparagales, Asparagaceae.
AUGCAGCCUACAGCCAAUUCGUACUUGAAUCUAGAAAGAUUCUGUCUUUGCUUUCGCCCUAAACGGGAACUCGAAAGAAUCCGAUCCAAUAUCAGCAAAGUGCAGAGACCUUGAAGCAGCAGAGAUCUUCUCUUCGUAGGGCUUUUGAUUCUCUCAGUGUUUCCUUUCGCUGAAUUCAUCGACUUGGACAAAGCUAUAAAUUAUAGAAGUCCAACAUUCGUCUGCUUCUAAUCCGUGCUAAGGACUGACAGAUUAUUUCUGAUAAAUAGAAAUAUACGAGCAAAUAGUAGGAUACGGGCAUAAGCCGGCAAAGGAUGGCAGAAUUUGCAGAUCUUGAGUCUCAAGAUGGCGUUAGAAUGACUUGGAAUGUGUUUCCUGGCACGAAACAGGAAGCAACGAGCUGUGUUAUCCCUACAGCCUGCAUCUACACCCCACUGAAGCCCGUCCCAAAUGUCCCCGUCCUUCCCUAUGGUCCGCUUCGUUGCAGAAUCUGCCGUUCUAUUCUCAACCCGUUCUCCGUUGUGGACUACGUUGCAAAUAUUUGGAUUUGCCCGUUUUGCUAUCAAAGAAACCAUUUUCCGCAGCACUAUUCGUCUAUCUCGAGGGCAACCUCCUGCUCUGAACUAUACUCUCAGUACACUACCGAUAGAGUAGAGUCGUCCCCAGACACGGGCCCAACCGUGCCCCCAGUGUUCCUCUUCGUGCUUGACACCUGUAUCAUUGAGGAGGAGCUCGGGUACUUGAAGUCUGCAUUGGCCCAGGCUAUCGAGUUGCUUCCCGAAAAGUCCCUUGUUGGGUUAAUAACCUUCGGAACUUAUGUGCAGGUUCAUGAGUUAGGAUUUGGGCAAAUGCCAAAAUCAUAUGUAUUCAAGGGUUCAAAAGAGAUCACAAAGGAUCAAAUUCUGGAGCAAAUGAAUUUCUUUGUGCAGAAACCAAGGCCGCCUGUUGGAGUAAUUGCUGGGACUAGGGAUGGUCUAUCAGCAGAGAGUAUUGCUAGGUUCCUGUUACCUGCAUCUGAGUGCGAGUUUGUCCUAAUUUCAUUUCUGGAGGAACUUCAAAAAGAUCCUUGGCCUGUCCCAGCAGAUGAGCGUGCAUCACGAUGCACCAGCACAGCAUUAAGCAUAGCAGCUAGUUUAUUAGGAGUUUGUGUACCUGGUUCUGGGGCAAGGAUUAUGGCCUUCAUCGGUGGUCCAUCAACGGAAGGUGCUGGCUCUAUUGUAUCCAAGAAUUUAUCCGAGCCUAUUCGUUCUCACAAGGACUUAGAUAAAGGCUCGGCCUCUCUUUACAGUAAAGCUGUCAAGUUCUAUGAGGGGCUCUCGAAACAGCUUGUACAUCAAGGACAUGUGCUUGAUCUGUUUGCAUGUGCGCUUGACCAGGUUGGAUUGUCAGAACUAAAAGUUGCAGUUGAAAGAAGUGGUGGAAUUGUUGUGCUUGCGGAGAGUUUUGGUCAUUCUGUUUUCAAGGAUUCAUUUAGGCGCAUUUUCCAGUCUAGCGAUUAUGACCUUGGCUUGUCAUUCAAUGGUAUCUUUGAGGUUAAUUGCUCAAAAGAUGUUAAAGUUCAAGGCAUUAUUGGUCCUUGUGCUUCUCUCGAGAAGAAAGGCCCUUUGUGCUCCGAAACAGUAGUAGGUCAGGGGAAAACAUGUGCAUGGAAGAUGUGUGGUCUUGACAAGAAAACAUCUCUGUGUAUAAUGUUUGAGAUAGCAAAGAAAGAUGAUCCAGAUGCAAUUGGUCAACCUGCUAGCAAUCAGUUCUAUUUCCAAUUUUUGACAUAUUAUCAGCACAAUGAUGGGAAUAUGAGGAUACGUGCAACUACUCUUUGUAGAAAAUGGGUAGCUGGACCCGGUAGCAUUCAGGAUUUGCUGGAUGGAUUUGAUCAAGAAGCUGCUGCUGCAGUUAUGGCACGCCUGGUUUCAUUUAACAUGGAAUCUGAGGCUGAUUUUGACCCAAUUAGAUGGCUUGAUCGGUCGUUGAUUCGAGUAUGUUCUAAAUUUGGAGAUUAUCAGAAAGACAACCCAUCUUCGUUCAGCUUAUCACCUCGGCUUUCAAUAUUUCCUCAAUUCAUUUUCCAUCUUAGGCGAUCUCAGUUUGUCCAGGUCUCUAAUAACAGUCCAGAUGAGACUGCCUAUUAUAGAAUGAUGUUGAACAGAGAGAAUGUGGCUAACUCAGUCGUGAUGAUCCAACCUUUACUCAUAUCCUAUUCCUUACAGUCAGCGCCGGAGCCAGUUCUUUUGGAUGUUACUGCAAUUGCUGCUGAUAGGAUACUGCUUUUGGAUUCUUAUUUUACGGUAGUUGUUUUUCAUGGAUUAACAAUUGCACAAUGGAGAAACCAUGGCUACCAAAAUGAAGCUGAGCACCAGGCUUUUGCUCAGUUUCUGCAAGCCCCUAGAGAUGAUGCUGAUGUCAUAAUUAAGGAACGAUUUCCAGUUCCUCGUUUAGUCAUUUGUGAUCAAUAUGGUUCUCAGGCACGUUUUCUUCUGGCAAAAUUGAACCCUUCAGUUACUUACAACUCUGACUAUCCUCCACCUGGAGGAGACAUCAUUUUCACUGAUGAUGUUAGCUUCCAUGUGUUCCUCGAUCAUCUUCAGAGAUUGGCGGUUCAAUAAUAUAAAAAAUAUAAAAGGUUUGUGACAUUUCCUAUGUGAACUUCGCAACAGCAUAGCUCUCUCAUUCUUCAGGAUCAUGUACAGUCUGCAAUCUGCAUAAAUUCAAUUUCCUUUCCACUUAGAUAGCAGAUAUUUGAACUUCUCUUUGUAUUUGUUACUUCAUAUGGGGCAGAAAUGUACCCACAUAAUCCUUGGUGCACUUGGACAUUGAGAUAUUAGAACUGUAUAAUUCCAAUCUAAAUAGUUUGGAAAGCUUUUUCAUUUUGUAUAAAAGGUAUGCAGAAAUAGAAGAGAAAUGUAGGCUUGCAUUGGCAUUUACAGAAUCAUUGGUGCUGUCUGUUGGCACAUGCGUGUCUUCCUUGAGUAAAAGUUUUCCUGUCA